UUUAGUUUGACCGUUGGACCGUUGGACCGUCACCGGCCACAGGUCUCCAAUCCUGUUUGGGGGUGAUGAAACUCUUCGCUCCCUUGGAAGACUUGAAGCUCUUGAUAUCUACGAGUGAUGAAGAUCGGCUCUCCGCGCUGGACGGUGUGAGGGCUCUUGCCCUGCUCUGGGUCUUUGCUCUCCACAGCGCACAAAUUCCCAUGUGGGUACCCCCAUCAAGCAUGAAGAUCAGUGAGGUCUAUAUCGAGCUGAAACAACAGUGGUGGUUCCAAAGCACGAUUCAAGGUGGCACGGGAGUGGAUGUCUUCUUUGUGCUGAGCGGCCUGUUGAUCAGCAGCGGCUAUCAGAGAAUCAAGGACCCCUCCUUCUUCAAGCGCUACGGAUCUUUCCUUUCGAGGCGCUUCUUCAGGAUAUGGCCUAUGGUUUUUGCGGCGGUGAUGACCAGCGUUUUGAUGGGCUUGUGUAUCUCAAGUUACAGCCUCAAGAAUGCGGAGAGAGUUUGGGCAUACCUGCUUUUAGUGCCAAACUUUGUUCCGCAGAGCUUGAAGAAGUCAGACAUCAGUCAGUUGUGGAGUGUUGGGGUUGAGAUGCAAAUGUACUUAAUCACUCCAUUUGUUGUGGACCUUCUGGUGAGCCGAGAAACUGGCAAAAGACGUUCCUGGGCCUUCUUGGGAUUAGCAAUGAUCUCGGCCUGCUGUGUGGCGUUCAGAGUUUACCUGGUCUAUGGCCCACCACAGAACUCCGUGGUAGACACCUGGCCGCCUCCUCCUCUCUACGUCAACCCGCUGGCGCGGUUGUCUCCUUAUGCCAGCGGCAUUGCCGUACACUUUGCUCUGAGUGAUUGCCAGGAGGGACAAAGUGGAGGUACCUGGCGACGGCUUUGCUCUUUCGUGGUCGAUGUGUUGGCGGUCAGCGUCCUUGCUUUGUCCUUCUUCAUUGGUUCGAAAGUUCUAAAACCACCCUUCUUCACCACCAACAUUUUUUCGCCUCUCGCGAAUGAGCUCAUGGUGAUUACUUGGCCGCCUCUCUAUGGAUGGUGCCUUGCUCGUGCGAUCUUCCGUGCGAUCACUGCGCCGAAAGGGAAAGAUCUCAGUGAAUGGUUCAACUUUUGGUGCUGGUUCCGGGCAUUUUUGAGUUCUCGCAUUUGGACUCCUCUAGCUAUUCUUUCAUAUGGUGCCUAUGUCUUGCAAUUCAUCAUCGGUUGUUGGGCUUUGCCAUAUUUCCUAGAUGCCGUCAACCUGAGCUUUUCAGGUCUCACUCGAGAUGAUGUGCUUCCUGCCCUGUGGCGAUAUGCCGUGGUCUUUCUGCUCUUCACGCUGAUCGGCUAUGCAUUGGCGCUCCCUUACCAUCUUUUUGUGGAGAAGCCAGGCAUGAGAUUAGGAAAGGUGCUCAGUGACGUGAUAUCCAAGUCCAGACGAGCCGUAGAGGCCGUGGAGGAAGGAAAGGUUCACUCUUCCAAGGGCCAGAUUUCCAAGGGCCAGAUGGAAGCAGACCUUGAAGUAGCGGGCGCAUAGCGAAGCGCUAUGGCAUAGCAGACCCGCCUGCGAGAACUCACUUAGCGAUGAGGUCGAAGGUCAAGCAGUGUAAAGAUCCCUCAAAUUUCUCCAUUUGCAUGGCACAAAGUUGAUU
Messenger RNA from Cladocopium goreaui, 1629 nucleotides. The record is from the annotation of a GenBank genome assembly. Lineage: Eukaryota; Dinophyceae; Suessiales; Symbiodiniaceae.